Chelmon rostratus (copperband butterflyfish) is the source of this 4073-nucleotide messenger RNA. Its product is annotated as G1/S-specific cyclin-D2-like. Gene Ontology annotation, molecular function: cyclin-dependent protein serine/threonine kinase regulator activity. Gene Ontology annotation, biological process: mitotic cell cycle phase transition; positive regulation of G1/S transition of mitotic cell cycle; regulation of cyclin-dependent protein serine/threonine kinase activity. Gene Ontology annotation, cellular component: cytoplasm; cyclin-dependent protein kinase holoenzyme complex; nucleus. The coding region runs from base 300 to 1184 and encodes 294 amino acids. The record is from RefSeq and is a predicted model, not a curated record. Lineage: Eukaryota; Metazoa; Chordata; Actinopteri; Chaetodontiformes; Chaetodontidae. The transcript is spliced from 5 exons.
AAGAGCUAUAGACGGAGGCGCAGGACUUGUGCCACAGCGGCUUUUAUUCUGAAAGCGGGAGCCGGAUGUUGUCUUUCUCGAUGCGUCCGCUUUGUCGCGGAGCAGGGAGCGUGGAGGAAGAAGCGAAGUGACUGAGAGGCAGCACGACUGGAGCAAACCCAGCAGUCUCAGCCUCAUGCUUCACCCUGGGCUCCUCUCCUCCUCCUGUCCGCUGUCGACAAUAUUGUGACAAUAUUUAUUUUUUAUUCCUAUUAUUUAGCCAAGAAAAAAGGAGAGGAGGGGGAGAAGGGGGCCGAGUCAUGGAGCUUUAUUGCCUGGAGUCGGACAUAGCCGUGAGAGCCCAGCCUGACCCAAACAUCCUCUAUGAUGACAGAGUGUUGCAAAGUUUAUUAACAAUUGAGGACAGGUUUUUACCUCAAUGCUCAUAUUUCCAGCGCGUCCAGAAGGAUAUUCAGCCUUAUAUGAGACGAAUGGUUGCAGGUUGGAUGCACGAGGUGUGUGAAGAGGAGAACUGUAAUGAAGAUGUCUUCCCUUUAGCCAUUAAUUAUUUGGACAGAUUUUUAGCAGUGUUGCCCACAAGAAAGAGUUAUUUGCAGCUUCUGGGAGCUGUGUGCAUCUUCCUGGCCUCCAAGUUAAAGGACUGCAGGCCGCUAUCAGCAGAAAAGCUUUGCAUGUACACAGAUAACUCCAUCACACCGCGGGAGCUGCUGGACUGGGAACUGGUCGUGCUGGGCAAGUUGAAGUGGAACAUGGCCUCAGUCAUCCCCAAUGAUUUUAUAGAGCACAUCAUACGCAGACUGCCACUUCCCAAAGACAAGCUGGCGAUGGUCCGCAAACACACACAGACAUUCAUUGCCCUCUGUGCCACAGACGACAGUCUUGCCAUGAAUCCUCCUUCCAUGAUCGCCACUGGCAGCAUAGGAGCUGCUAUCUGUGGCCUGCAACUGGACCACACUGACCAGAGGCUGAGUCGGGACCACCUUACAGACCUGCUGGCCAAGAUCACCAACACAGAGGUGGAUUGUUUGAGGGCGUGCCAGGAGCAAAUAGAGCGUGUGCUUGCCACCAGCCUGCAGCAGGGCCAGCAGUACCGGCAGGAGACUGGGAUCAGAGCAGGCAACAAGGCGAGGGAGCAGCAAGACCAGUCCAGCACCCCCACGGAUGUACGGGACGUCAACUUAUGAACUCCCACCACCACCCGACUCACACACAUCACUCAUGAAUGUCUACCAAUGAACUAACGGGACCGAGGGGGCGUGAGCUGCCAGCGUCUACGUCAGGCCGCCACAUGAGCGAUGGUGUGACAAUCUAUGAACUCUUAGAAAAUAAGAAAUUUCUAGUUUUUCUCUUUUUCUGCCCCAUUCAUUCCCACUUGGGUGUCCUUUCACCUUUUGUAUGGGCCACAUGUAACCAAUCAAGCUAUUUAAAAACAGUAAAUUCUUGAAAACUUGAUAGUGCCUUAGGUAUCCCAGAAUGGAAACCUGAAUAUAUUUUCAUACUUGAAAAAAAACAGCAUAAUUAUAUGAAAUAUACAUGUUUCUUUUGAUACAACCUAGCAAAAAUAGAUAUAAAUAAUGUAUAUUUAGCUAGCAUUUAGUUAUGUUACUCUUUUAUCAUCUUUAACGAGCAGUUAUCAAUUCAGUUUUAUUGGGGUUUCCUCACCUGUGAUUCAUACUCGUUUGUGCAGGCAAAUUCCUAUAGUGAUUGAAAUGCUGAUAGUACAGUACAUGGCAUUUAAACCCAGCUGAUAUCCAGCCAGAGGAGCGCUACUGUAGCUAGCUGCUCCCUCUCUCUAUCUAUCAUACUGUGCACCUGUAGCACAGCUUACUAUUUAUGCUGAAAAGUGCUGGCCAGGAGUGGGCUGGGCCUGCUCUCAGAGGAAGGACAUGAGGGGUGUUGAGGUCUGGAGCAGUGGCUACUGUUAAGGUUAACACAGAGGACAAGGUCAGUUAUUAAGGUCUUGAUUUCACUGCUAAAUCCACAGACCAGUACAAUAUGUUAAUAGGACGAUAUGUACAUGUAUUAGGCUAUAGCUCGGCGAGGCUACAUUAUUAUUAUUGUUCUGUUCCUGGUAUAGCUCCUACAUGUUAGAGAGCAAUUAUAAGCCUGAUUGAAAAAAAAGUUGGGAUACUGUGUGAAAUUAAAAAAAAAAAAAAAAAAGAUUAGCAAGUUAUCACAUUGUUUUAUUAAUGUUUCACAUGGCAUGCCCACUUUUUUAGAACCGGGUUUAGAGAGUGUUUAGUGGCUGCAGGUAGUACUGAUGUCUUGUUACUAGAGGAAAAGGAGGUUUGGCAAGUUUUUUACCAGGUUUGAGAGGAAAUUAAUGCAGGUUGAGGGGUUUCUUGAAAGGUUUUUUUUGGAAAAGAGAUGCAUGUGGAAAGUGGGGGAAUGCAAAAGGUCUGGAUUUAUGAAUGAUCGCGAAAUAGCGAGGAGGUCAACUUGAAGCUAUACAAUAUUUCUGCACAGGAGGAGGAGGAGGAGGAGGAGGAGGAGGAGGAAGAACCCCUGGUGAAGUCCAGGGGAUCGGUGUGGUUGUGCUGCAGAUUCUCCUGUUAUCAGUUUUACCAUUAAGUUUGAGAGUGGGCGACAAUAUUGAUGCACUUUUUAAAAACACACUCCUUAAGAAUGGUAAGGGGAUGGUGGUUGAGGAGAAUUCAGUGGGUUGUUAGGGUCUUUUUUUCCAUUUUUCUUUAAGUUAUUUGAUUUUUUUUUUCUGGGCUGGAUUCCCACGGGGUAACGCAUGUUGUCUUGAAAGCUAUGCCCCGACAGGUGACUAGACGCAGGAUAAUCGGUGUUAUAGUGUAAUAGUAUCUAAACUAAGGAAAGCCAAGUCACUUGUAGACUUAGAUUUAUGUUUUUUGUUUAUGAUUCAGUGCGACUAUUUAACCUUACUUGAAUUUUUGUUAAUUCAUAGCCAAAACCUUCCAAUAGUUCUUUCAAAAAGUUACACAAAUACUGUCGUAAAUAUACUUGUUUUGCUCCUUUUAUAUGUUAACUGCUCUCUGAAGUUUUAAAACAGUCUUUUGUGAGUUUUCUCCAUAAUAGACAUGGGUAGGUAGGGAACUUUAUGGUGGGAAAGUCUGACUGUAUAUAACCAAUUUACAUGAGCAGAAAUGCUAGAAAUCCUCAUUACAUUUUAGAACAGAAUUGUAGUUUCUAAAUUGUAUUCAUGCAUGUUCUGUUGUGCAAAAAGCCAAAUGUUUUUUUUUUUCCAAAAAAAAGUGCUUUAAACAGAAAAAAUGUUUAUGCUUUCAAAGGUUUUGUGUAUAAUUUGAAUGAUAAUUCCAAAGUGAGAAAACUAGAUUAUACACAUCAUUCUCUUGCUGCUAUGAAGCUUUUCUUUUCUAGUCUUACACAAAGAUGCCUUAUUGUGAUUCACUUGUGUGCUGCUAUAUUAUGAAAUGUUGUGUAUGUAACAAGUCUUUGCUUCUUCGUCGUUUGUGUACUGGAUGGAACGUAACACAGUUUGGUGCGGGACUGGAAGUACUUGUGUUUGUUGAUCUUUUUGAAUAGCAUGUUUUAUUCUUUUAUUGUCUCAUUUGUAUCUUUAUAUUCUAUCAUAUUCUUGCUGCUUCUUUGUAAUGUUUGUGUACCUCAGGUUAAUUUGGAUGGAUAGAGCGAGAGCCCAUCUCGCAUUACCUCAUCAAACUUCACAUCACGCUUUCACUCUGAAUUUGUUGGACGGGUUUCACUUUUUUUCUGUCUAGGUGGGAGGAAGGACGGUGCCUCUUCUGUUUAAAUCAAAUGUCUUCCACUGAGCAGUUGUAAGUGCCUAUACUUUAAAAUAGGUUAUUCAUAUAUCUAAGGAAAAAAACAGCCUUUGCUGUAUGUUAUACAUGUGUGGAAAAAACAAAAAAAAAUUAUUUUUCCUACUUGGCAUGUUUCGAUCAGUUCAUUGGAAUAAAGUGGAAUAUUGUUUAUUUUUGAGGUAUCCAUUUAGUCAAAGUUUUAAACAUGACAACGUUCUUUAAUUUUUCAGUGUGGUUGUUAUUCCAGACUCCUCUCCCACUAUCCCCAUGUGCAACCACACAAUGUACCUCAACAAUCUCUCCUCAAUAAAUUGGCUAAAAUCA